AUUCUCUUACAAGGAAAAUCAUACGCUUUGUUUUGAUCCAAUUGGAAACUUGUUUUAUAUUUAAAUACACGUAAUACUUUGAAUUUUUAACUUUAAGCAAUAAGGUUUAAUUUUCCGAAAAUGCCUGUUGAUACACGUGAAUUAAUUGAGGCAAUUUCCAUACUUGCUAAUGAACGCAAUGUGCAAGUGACAAUGAAACAAUCGGCCAAAGGAGCAAUGGUUUGUGCAGCAAGUGCUUUUACAGGUGGCAUUCUUCUUGGUCCUGUAGGACUAGCUAUUGGUGGCACCGCGGGCGGUUUGAUGGCUUAUAAAAUGACCAGUGGUUCAUUCCGUCCAUUGGCUGAUGUGUUGCUAAACGAUUUAACUGAUGACCAGCAAGAGAGAUUGGUACAACAUGUCAAUAAUGCCGUGCGAGAGUUCCAAAUCUCUGAUUUGGCAUUGCUGCUGCCGUUGUUAAUGAACAAUGCAAGUAUACAGCAGGCCGUACUCAAAACAGCAAUCAGCUUCGUAUCGAAUGAAUUGAGAUGUCAGAUCAUCGACUGACCUGUGGGUAUUUUAUGGCUCGCCAGAGAUCAUGUUACAUUAUUGGGCACAAUAUUUCUUAAAAGUACUUUGUAUUUAGUAUUGCUUACGUUUUAUUGUUGUAUGUUAUUUCUAAUAUUUCUUUAUGUGAACAUAUUUUUAAGAUAAACAAAUGUGUAAUAACUAUAGCUAUUAGCAAAGUAAAAGUUAUGGUUUAUUUGUUGUAAAUGUAUAUUACUAUUGAAUUAGAAGCCUAACAUGUACAACUAGAAAUUUAAAUACGCCGUAAACUCAUAUUUAAACUUUUAUGUUUUUGUAUCGAAGAUAUCAACUGUAUAUACGAAGUUGUGAAUUAAAGUUAAAUAAUAAAUUAUAAUAAGUUUUAAUAAUUUGCUA
Zeugodacus cucurbitae (melon fly) is the source of this 918-nucleotide messenger RNA. Its product is annotated as protein C19orf12 homolog. The transcript has 3 exons. NCBI's taxonomy places the organism in Eukaryota, Metazoa, Arthropoda, Insecta, Diptera, Tephritidae. The record is from RefSeq and is a predicted model, not a curated record. Bases 121 to 543 code for a protein of 140 amino acids.